AUGGCCCCUAAGGUUGUUUGGCAUCACCUGGUUUGGUUUCCCGGGCGUAUUCCUAAGCACAAUAUAAUCUUGUGGAUGACUAUCUUGGAUAGACUCCCUACCUGGGUGAGGCUGCUGCGGAUGGGAAUAAUCAUGGAAAAUGUUAAGUGCCUCUUUUGUGAUAUGGUGCCGGAGACUAGGAGCCAUAGUUUCUUCGAAUGUGAUUAUGCUAAAAAUAUUUGGAAGGCUAUUCUUUUACUUUGUGGUGUUAACCGCAGAGUAAGUCACUGGGAUGGUGAGCUAGCAUGGGCUACGCACUGCUUUAAGGGCAAAUCCCUCAUUGCAAGAGUGUUUAAGCUUGCGUUGACGAGUUACUUGUAUGUCAUCUGGAGAGAAAGAAACACAGGUUGUUUGGAGGAAUGGCUAGACCGAUGA
Hibiscus syriacus is the source of this 414-nucleotide messenger RNA. RefSeq lists its product as uncharacterized. The transcript has a single exon. Bases 1 to 414 code for a protein of 137 amino acids. Lineage: Eukaryota; Viridiplantae; Streptophyta; Magnoliopsida; Malvales; Malvaceae. The record is from RefSeq and is a predicted model, not a curated record.